Molecule: messenger RNA, 1233 nt
Organism: Rhizophagus irregularis DAOM 181602=DAOM 197198
Lineage: Eukaryota; Fungi; Glomeromycota; Glomeromycetes; Glomerales; Glomeraceae
Source: RefSeq, a predicted model, not a curated record
CGAAAAUAUAUUUAUUUUUCUUUCAAAAUCUCUUAACAACUGAAAUAAAUACUUUUAUUUUUUUUAUUUUUAAAAUAUGGGAAAAUACAAAAAACCUGCUAUACUAAAUAAAAAGAAACUUGUUGAUGAAAUAAGUGAUCCUGAAAUGGCUUAUAUGAAACGUCAACUAGAAAUAUUAAAAGCUGAUAAUGAACGGUUGCGAAAAGAACGACUUAAAAAUGACCAAAACUCCAGUAAAACUUUAGCUUUAACUGUAGCAAGCAUUGGUAAAAAUUCUAAAGCUAAACAUAUUAAUAACCAUAAAAAAUCAAAUAAGGAGAUUAGUGACUCUGAAACUAAUAUUUCAAAUAAUCAAAAAGUAUACAAAUAUAACAAAACACGUAAAAUUAUUAAUGUUUCAGAAAAUUCUGAGACAGAUGAGUUUACUUAUAAGCAAUUAUUAAAGAAGCGCAAACAUCGCAAAAACAAACAAGCAAAUAAAGUAACAACUAUAUCUAGUGAUUUUGAAACAAAUAAUGAACAAAUAUUAUUAAAAAAAUAUAAAAAGAAAAUAAAUGAUAAUGAAAGUGAUAUUGAAGAUAUGUCAAUUUCUCAAAAAACGAAAACACCAAUUGCAAAACCAACUAACUUGAAAUGGUAUGAUCUGCCAAAGCUAUUGUCACUUGAUAAUAAAGUUUAUGCAUCGUAUAGAAGUGCUAUGCGUGAAUUUAUAGCAGAAAAAUGGAAUGGAAAUACUCCAGAAUAUCGCAAGAUAAGUAUGACUAAAAAACGCUAUUUGGUUGAAAAGUACAAAUCAAAUAAUCCAGAUUUUCCAUUAUCAAUUGGUGAUUGGGCUAUUCAAAUGAUGAUGCGUCGUGCUAUUAAUCAACAGCGUAAAGUAGAAAGAAAAGUUACAAAGAAUGUUAAGCAUUCUCGUGUUAUGAAAAGUAAAGUGAUGGUAGCUAAGACUAAUAAAUCUAAUAAAAUUCAUGACGAUUCAAGAUCCAUUAAUAAAAAAUUGGAUACCAAAAAGUCUAGAAGAAUUUUAAAAAUGCGACAAGAUAUAGUUAAUUCUAAUAAUUCCGAAAUUCAAAAAAGUAAAUAUGGACGAAAGGUUAAUAAUAGCAAAAGGAGUAUGCAAGAAGCAGAUCAAGGCGAGGAUACGCAAGAAAAUCAAAAAUCUAAUAGACGAUCUAAAAGAAUAGCCAACAAGUUAGCUAAUAGUAAUACUUAAUAAAAAUACAGAUUCAAUAU